CAUCAAGCAGUGAAGUGAAGCGGACGUGUUCUGUGCAGCCUCGAAUAGUUCUGGCAUAUCCAGUUGGCUUCAGCUUUUGAACGCAUUUUCCAUCUUCACGAACGCGCACCGAACGCAAGCGUCCCUUACUUAGGCGCAUUGAUCUGCAGAAGAAGCGAAGCGAAGCGUUCAACGAUCGUAAAAUGGCGGCAGGAAAAGCGGGAAAGGAUUCGGGCAAAGCCAAGGCCAAAGCAGUGUCGCGUUCGGCGCGUGCCGGAUUGCAGUUUCCCGUCGGCAGAAUGCAUCGCCAUCUGAAGCAUCGCACCACCAACCACGGACGCGUCGGAGCGACGGCUGCCGUCUAUUCGGCGGCCAUUCUGGAAUACCUGACCGCUGAGGUGCUCGAGCUGGCUGGGAACGCGUCGAAGGAUCUGAAAGUGAAGCGCAUCACACCGCGUCAUCUACAGCUUGCCAUUCGCGGAGACGAGGAGCUCGACGGCUUGAUUAAGGCAACCAUCGCUGGCGGCGGCGUUAUUCCACACAUUCACAAAUCCUUGAUCGGCAAGAAGGGUGGCCCGGAGUAAAUUUUCCCGCGCGAUUCUAGUUCUUUUAAGAUGUGUGUAUGCAUUAUUUACAAUUUUAUUUUUUGUUAUUAAGCGGUAACCACUUCGGAUCUGACGUUUGACAGUACCGAAUUUGGCGCCAGAACUAAGCGUUGGUAAAAUGUCAAUAAAUUCCCCCUUCAAUAGAGUGUAAAAA
Messenger RNA from Anopheles bellator, 738 nucleotides. It is a transcript of the gene His2Av, whose product is annotated as histone H2A.V. Gene Ontology annotation, cellular component: nucleosome. Gene Ontology annotation, molecular function: protein heterodimerization activity; structural constituent of chromatin; DNA binding. The transcript is spliced from 2 exons. The coding region runs from base 183 to 563 and encodes 126 amino acids. NCBI's taxonomy places the organism in Eukaryota, Metazoa, Arthropoda, Insecta, Diptera, Culicidae. The record is from RefSeq and is a predicted model, not a curated record.